GACUAUCCCCCUCCCCUUUUCCUUCCCACAACCAAAAUAGCCGGUUUUUCUUACUUUCCUAGGCCCCUCAGCGUAGAAUAAGAGACUUUUAAAAUAUAAAGCAAUUGUUAAAAGUUUCGGAAAGCCCAGUCGUCUCCCUCUCUCCCCACGCCCGGUGUAUGUGAGUUAUUUUCUUCUUUCCCUCCCACCUCCCGUGACUCACUCCCGUUUUGGACCUACCCAACAUUUUGUGCAAAACGCAUCAGCCAUGAACAAGCUGUAUAUUGGAAACCUCAACGAGAACGUGACUCCGGCGGAUCUGGAGAAAGUCUUCAACGACCACAAAAUAUCCUUCUCUGGCCAGUUCUUGGUGAAGUCUGGCUACGCCUUUGUCGACUGCCCAGAUGAGCAAUGGGCUAUGAAAGCCAUCGAAACUUUUUCUGGCAAAGUGGAGUUGCAUGGGAAACAACUCGAGAUUGAACACUCAGUCCCUAAAAAACAAAGGAGCCGCAAAAUUCAAAUAAGAAAUAUCCCCCCACAGCUUCGAUGGGAGGUCUUGGAUGGUUUGCUAGCUCAGUAUGGUACUGUGGAAAACUGUGAACAAGUGAAUACGGACAGCGAGACAGCAGUUGUUAAUGUCACCUACUCUAACCGGGAACAGACCAGACAAGCUAUCAUGAAACUUAAUGGACAUCAACUGGAAAACCACGCAUUGAAGGUCUCUUACAUACCUGAUGAACAGAUUGUCCAGGGUGCAGAGAAUGGACGUCGAGGUGGCUUUGGAACACGGGGUGCCCCACGGCAAGGUUCCCCUGUGGCUUCAGGGGCUCCAGUGAAACAACAACCAGUAGAUAUUCCUCUUCGGCUUCUUGUUCCUACCCAAUAUGUUGGAGCCAUUAUUGGUAAAGAAGGUGCCACCAUCCGGAACAUAACCAAACAGACACAGUCCAAAAUUGAUGUGCAUCGGAAGGAAAAUGCGGGCGCAGCAGAGAAAGCAAUAAGCAUCCAUUCAACUCCAGAAGGCUGUUCUGCUGCUUGCAAGAUGAUCUUGGAAAUCAUGCAGAAAGAGGCAAAAGACACUAAGACUGCUGAUGAAGUACCUCUGAAAAUCCUUGCCCACAACAACUUUGUGGGACGAUUGAUUGGCAAGGAGGGCCGCAACCUAAAGAAAGUGGAACAGGACACAGAGACAAAGAUCACCAUCUCCUCCCUUCAGGAUUUGACAUUAUACAACCCUGAAAGGACUAUCACUGUGAAAGGCUCCAUUGAGAAUUGCUGCAAAGCAGAACAAGAAAUUAUGAAGAAAGUGAGGGAGGCAUAUGAGAAUGAUGUAGCAGCCAUGAGCCUACAAUCACACUUGAUACCUGGUCUCAACUUAGCUGCUGUUGGUCUCUUUCCUGCCUCUUCCAACGCAGUGCCACCUCCUCCAAGUAGUGUUUCUGGAGCAGCUCCAUAUAAUUCUUUUUUGCCUCCUGAGCAAGAGACUGUGCAUGUUUUCAUCCCUGCCCAGGCUGUAGGUGCAAUCAUUGGCAAGAAGGGUCAGCACAUCAAACAGCUCUCCAGAUUCGCAAGUGCCUCAAUUAAGAUUGCUCCUCCAGAAACUCCAGAUUCCAAAGUGCGUAUGGUGAUAAUCACUGGACCACCAGAAGCCCAAUUCAAGGCUCAAGGACGAAUUUAUGGAAAGCUGAAAGAGGAGAACUUUUUUGGGCCCAAAGAAGAAGUGAAACUUGAGACGCACAUCCGAGUUCCUGCCUCAGCAGCAGGAAGAGUCAUUGGCAAAGGAGGCAAAACAGUCAAUGAACUUCAGAACCUGACAGCAGCUGAGGUAGUUGUUCCCCGGGAUCAAACCCCUGAUGAGAAUGAGCAAGUCAUUGUCAAAAUCAUCGGACAUUUCUAUGCUAGCCAGAUGGCUCAACGCAAAAUACGUGAUAUCCUUGCUCAGGUGAAACAACAGCAUCAAAAGGGACAGAACAACCAGACACAAACACGAAGGAAAUAGGAAAUGACUUGUACCCGGGUGUGUGAAAGAAGAGAGAGAGAGUGAGAGAGAGAAAGAUGGACAAAUGGAUAAUGGAUGAAACAAAGCCAAGCAGAAAAGAAUGAUGAUCUAUUUCAAAACCCUAAGAGUGGCUGGGAUUCAGUUUACCGUAGGCAGGUCUUAGUAAUUUUUUGGAGAUGGGUGUUUUACUCUAUCAUGAAUAUAUACAUGUCUGUAUCAAUACAGAUGUGGCCUCUCACACAAAGGUAUUUUCACACAGUAUAAUUUUUUUUUUGGGGGGGGGGAUACUUGGUUCAGCAAUAAACAAAAAGUUCCUAAUCAAAUUACUUCUCUGUCAGAAUAUCAAACUACAUAGGAUCAUGAUUUUAUCUAGGUGAGCAAGAAGCUUACACAUGGAAGUAUGUCAUGCUUUACAAGAUCAAGGCCAUUAAAAAAACAACACCUAAAUACUUUCUUCCCCACCCAUCCCCAAUAGUUUCAAAAUUUCUUUGGGCAACCCUCUCCCUAACAUGAAUUAGGGUUAAUGUUAGCACUUGGCAAGAGAAUGGCAGAGAAUGGAACCCUGAUUCUUUAUAAUAGCCUCCUAAAUGGGCUCCUUUAUCUGAUAUUUUCCAGAUAAUUGGUUUCUGUGUGAUAUAGUAUUAUCUCAAAGGUGCUUUUUUCUUUAAAAGGCAACUGGGCUGGAUUUUUUAUUUUUUUUGAGCAACAAGAAAAUAUUUCUCUUUUCAUCCAAGAAACUUCAUCAGAUGAUGGCGGGGGAUGGAAGGAUAGGUACUGACAAGUUGAGACUGGAUGGUGAGGGGAUAAAAGGAUAGGUUCUGAUAGGAUGGAAGGAUUAUAUUCCUUUGCAAUCAUCUGGUUGUUAGCACUCUCUGGGAGCUAUUGAGGCCAUUUGUGGGUUUAUCUGUUCCCUAUUCUGGUAGCCUCAACAAUUGAGAGCUAUUGCCAUUUGGGAGUUUAUCUGUGCCCUAAUAUAGUUUAUCUGUGCCUCAACAGCUCUCAGAGAGUGUUAAUGACCAGAUGACAGCAAAGAAAUACAAUCCUUCCACCAUCACCAACACAUCCUAUCAAAACCUGUUCUUACACACACGCACACACCAGCAUCCAGUCUCAACUGUCAGUACCUAUCCAUCUCCCUGCCAUCAGAACUGAGGAAGCUUCGUAGAUGAAAAGUGAAACACUUUCUUCUUCCUCAAGGAAACAACAGACUUUUGAAAGAAAAAAAAAGCACCUUUGAGACAAGUAUGACCUGGAUAACUGAGAAUCUCCACAGAUGGAUACAAUAUUAUGUCCUUAAGAUUAUGAAAGUCAGAUGUCAAAAUAGUUUCCCAUAAUCCUAUUAGUAUACAGUGGAGCUGUCCAUUGUUCUAACCUAGGCUUCCCCAGCUGGACAAGACACUUUGGCUACAUUGCCACUAUGGGAGAAUGAGCUCAAGAAUCUGAUUGGGUGAUUUUCAUGUUCCAUCUGGGAGAAAAGCCUGGAGCCUGAAGAUUGAUUCGACCUGGAUAUCCCCUCAGUGGACCAUCUCUGCUUUACAGGAUGGUCAUUCAACUUUACAUUUAGAAUACAGUUUCUCUCUUAACAUCUAUAUGUCCCCGAGAUGCAUCCUGUCACUUUAAGAAAGUUUUGAAAGUAUAGAAUUCAUUCUACAUAUUAAAUAAGAUAUCCAUUUCCCCGUUUCCUUGGAAGUUGUCAAAAUAUGAAGAAAGAUUACAUUCUUCAAAUUGGCUGCCUGUUUCAGUUGUCCUAAAAGUUUAUAAAAAUGGGGAGAAAAAAUAAAGAAACAAAUUUAACGUUUUGGUACUCUCUCCUGGAAUGGCGCACUGGCUCAAUUCAGAAAUUUAUACCAAAUCAUGAAUUGUGGGUUUAGAAUCCAUAGUUUAGAAUUCAACUAUUUUUUAAUUUAAAACCUAUACCAUGAUUUGAUAUUCCUAAUAUGUAGGCAAUUCAUGGGCAGGAUUCAUACAAAAGGCUAAGUUAAGUUAAAACACUAACUUGGUGUGUUCUGUAAAUUCAUCCAAAUUGUGAUUAAUAGAUUUAAGUUCAUUCAGUAAAUCCUCUUAAAUUACUGUACUUGUUUUGUCCACACAUACGGCAACUAUUUAUUUAUCCACUUUCCAUUGUUAGUACUAUUUUUUUAAAAUAAUAUGGCAUAGUCUUCAAAUUGGCUCUUUUUAUCUGAUAAACCAUCUCAAAAUUGACCUUGUAAAUUGAUUUUUAGCCUGGGUUUCUGAUUUUUGUAUGCUUGGCAAAUAACAAAACAUGAUUUUAUUACAAAGGAGUUUUGUAUGAUAUCUGAAUUGAGCCAGGUUGAUUUCUUAAUUGAGAAAAUAAAUAGCACGUCUGUCUAUCUGUCUCUCUUCCUCUCCCUUCCCCCACCCUUCUAAAUAUUUUAAUUUGUUAAACCAGAAAAAAUAUUGAAAUAAUUAGAAAAUUAAUCAGUGAGGAACAUGUUUUAAUCCACCUAAGAUGUAUAUUCUCAAUGAACAAUCCUAUUGGAAUGAAAUAGUUAACGGAAGACAAAAUUGUGACAAGUGGCCAUAGAGUUUUAAUUAUCUUGAACGAUUAAGUCAAAUUAUUUCCAGUUCAAGGGUAAAGUGGCUUUACUUUUCAUUUUGUGAAAAGUGGCUUAAUGUCCAGUACCCUCUCUCCUAAUUUGGUAUGUACACAUUUUGACGUGUAAGUCCAAGCCACAGUAAAGUCCCUGUUCUAGACAGACAAAUGAAAAUCCUAUUUCUAUUUCACCAGUGUUUAAUAUUUUAACAUUUCAGGACUUUUGCUUCUUCCUGUGGUUAGUUCACUGAAUGUUUUCAGAUGAAGUUACGCACUCUAUUAAAAUAAGUGUGAUUUAGGAUUUAUUAUAGAUUCUGGAAGAUGUAUAGUUUUCACCAAUCUGUUCUUCUCUUGAUGCAUUCAAUUUCAGCUCCAAUACCUCCUAACUAGUAUUUUGUUAGUUGGGAAAUUCUGAGGGUUGAAGCCAAACAUAUUUGGAAGGUGCAAGAUUGGGGAAAACUGCUUUACAUGAAUUUUAAGGUUGAUGCUAUGAAGCAAUGAAUUGUGAACUGCAGUGUAAAGAUAGCAUUUAGAUCUCCUUCAGUUCGGCCUUUCCCCAAUGGUAAAUCAAUUUGCCCUUGACUUCUACUGAACAGAAAUUGCAAUUACUGCUGUAUGAUCUCUAGCAAAUAACCUGUAGUUACUAUAUUUGGAGAGGUUGCAGCCAUCUCACUUUAACUGUUGAAUGGCAGCUUUAGAUAAAGUAGCAAGAAAUCUGCCAGUCUUGGAGAAUCUCAGCCUCAAAAGUGUUGUCUAUUUACCUGUCAUUUGAAAAUGCCUCAUUCUCUUCCUGAUUGCCAGUUUCCAUGGCUGCCUCUGUCCAUGUAAUUAUUGCUUCCUCCUUCCCCCCCCCCCAAAACAACAACAGUGGAGAGUAAAAAUUCUAUAUAUACGUAAGUGUUUGGGGUACAUUGCAUGUACCUAACUUUUAAACACAUUUUAGGGGAACUAUGGGACAGGGCAUUGGUUACAGAAGAAAGAUAUACCUCAAGGCUACUUGCCAUAUAGAUUUACAAUCAAAGGACCUUAGAACGUAGCAGCCCAGGUCCUUUUUCUUCUUCUUCCAAGAACAGUCAGGGCUCCUGUCCAUUCCAGAAGCUUCUCACAUGAGAAGCUGAGAAAGAUUCAAGACAGAGGACAUCACUUGCUAUACUUCCUCCAAAGUUUUAGUAACAUCAGAAAUUAUCUCUUUUCAUAUGUCAUCCUACCUUUAGAAGAACCUCAGCGCUUAGUCAUACCAAAAAGAAGAAAUAGUAGUUUCUGUCUUGAUACAGAGAAUAACAAAAGGCUUACAAAUUGGUGCAGUAAAAACUGUGGGCCAUUUAUGAAAAAUGCCUUUAAUGCAGGCACUCUUGGAGUUGUUUCUGGGUGACUUUUCUCUAGGGAGCAGGCUUCCCCAUACUUGAAUGAGUGAAGAUACACAGAACAUCUUUUCUGAGUUGGAGUUCUACUUCUUUGAACUUAACUAUGAGAUUAAAAUGGAUGACUUAACAGCACAACCUUACACCUUGGGCAUUGAAUUCCAAGUAUGUACUGGAUUGCACUGCAAAGGACUUAAUCUCCAGAUUAAAAUUAGUGCCGGUUUAUCUCUGUAGAAGACAAACCAAUGUGUCAGAUAAUCCCCCGAAAAGGAAUUAAUUACCUCCAGAAGGAAUGAAAGAAAUAGCAAGUAUGCAUAGAGAAAUUGCUAUUUCUUUUUCAGCUUGGAGGAAGAAAAACAAUGGGGUCUAAAAAUGAAAACCAAAUGUGAUUUUAAUGAAAAAAUUGGUGUGAUUAAAAUAAUAGCAAACAACUCCAUAAUUUUGAAAUACUUAUAUAUAUUUUUUUUCUGCCACAAAGUUAUUGAUUUUCUUUAGGAGGCGAUACCAAAUAUAGACAUCAGAAGAAUGUAAUAUGGUUACUAAUCCCAGUCACUCUUAUGCAAACUUUAAAAAGAAAAGAAAAAUCUGUAAAAUAUUUACAAUGGGUUUUUAGAAUUUAUGAAGAGCAGGAACUGCUCACCUGGCAGCCUGAGCCCAGAACAAAGUUUUGUCUCUGCAUCGACUUGGGCAUCAAUUAAACGGUUCCUCUGAGGAUAAGUUAUUUUCCCCAACAGAGCCUUGAAUCCUUACAACCAGCACUAAUAUAACAGGGAAUUGAUUUGAAACAGUCCACCCAACGAAAAUAACUCUUGCAUCCUUAUCUACCUCAAGGCAGUUUGAUCGGUGGACAUGGAAAGGUCUUUGCCCCAGAGUGGUCAUUAUAGACCCUGAAUAAGCAACAAAUUGCAUAGUUUUGCCAAAUUAAUGGAAAAAUCAAGUCAAUGGUUUGAAUUUCAGUGGCUGCAGAAGCCCUGUUGAUUUGAAUUAUGGACAUUUUGUUUUACAUGGAUUCCUAAGUAUUAGCUCUCUUAAAAUGCUAAUGAAAUAACUUAACAUUUAGCAGUGAUUCAAGGCAUGGAAACUGUAAACAUUAAUUCAUUUGAUUACAGAUUUAUUGAUCUAGAGUGCAAUCAUGUUGCAUUCUAAUUUUGUAAUUUCUUUAAAAAGGAAAUAAGUAAUGGGGCAAAUUAUCCCUCUUCGUCUUGAUAUAUUUAUAUCUUAGCAGAGACAAGACUUUUGUUAUAUAUUGACUCAUUGAUUGUCCAGGUUUAACAGUGUUUUUGGGACUGGGCUGUUUAUGACAACUGGCAAAUCCAAGUCCAGUGUGUUUCCAUAUGAUUGUUACCCGAAUGACAUCUUUAAAUUUAAGCUGAAGUGGCUGUAUGGAUCUUGCUGUUUACACUGAAGCGGCUGCUUUCCUUUUUUUCUGAAACCUUGCAAGAACGGGCAUGUACAGAAAUGUCAGGUGUUGCUUU
Notechis scutatus (mainland tiger snake) is the source of this 7368-nucleotide messenger RNA. It is a transcript of the gene IGF2BP1, whose product is annotated as insulin like growth factor 2 mRNA binding protein 1. Gene Ontology annotation, molecular function: RNA binding. Lineage: Eukaryota; Metazoa; Chordata; Lepidosauria; Squamata; Elapidae. The record is from RefSeq and is a predicted model, not a curated record.